Molecule: messenger RNA, 21946 nt
Organism: Porites lobata
Lineage: Eukaryota; Metazoa; Cnidaria; Anthozoa; Scleractinia; Poritidae
Source: the annotation of a GenBank genome assembly
AUGCAGAUUUUUGUCAAAACCCUGACGGGAAAGACCAUCACUCUCGAGGUCGAACCAAGCGACUCCAUUGAAAAUGUGAAGACAAAGAUCCAAGACAAAGAAGGCAUCCCUCCUGACCAACAGCGUCUUAUCUUCGCCGGAAAGCAGUUGGAAGAUGGUCGUACCCUGAGCGACUACAACAUCCAAAAAGAGUCGACUCUUCAUCUUGUGUUGCGUUUGAGAGGUGGAAUGCAGAUUUUCGUCAAAACACUAACCGGAAAGACCAUCACACUUGAGGUAGAGCCGAGCGACUCCAUUGAAAAUGUCAAGACAAAGAUCCAAGAUAAAGAAGGCAUUCCCCCCGAUCAGCAGCGUCUUAUUUUCGCCGGCAAACAGCUUGAAGACGGCCGUACCCUCAGCGACUACAAUAUCCAAAAAGAAUCCACCCUUCAUUUGGUGUUGCGUUUGCGUGGCGGAAUGCAGAUCUUCGUCAAGACUCUGACAGGAAAAACCAUCACCUUGGAGGUUGAACCGAGCGACUCCAUCGAGAAUGUAAAGACCAAGAUCCAAGAUAAGGAAGGAAUCCCUCCCGAUCAGCAGAGAUUGAUCUUUGCAGGCAAGCAGCUGGAAGAUGGCCGAACCUUGAGCGACUACAACAUCCAGAAAGAGUCCACACUUCACUUAGUGUUGCGACUCAGAGGAGGUAUGCAGAUUUUUGUAAAGACCCUGACAGGCAAGACCAUCACCCUUGAAGUUGAACCCAGUGAUUCCAUCGAGAACGUCAAGACCAAGAUCCAAGACAAGGAAGGCAUCCCUCCUGACCAACAGAGGUUGAUCUUCGCAGGCAAGCAGCUGGAAGAUGGCCGUACCCUCAGUGAUUAUAAUAUCCAGAAAGAGUCAACCCUUCAUCUGGUGUUGCGUUUGCGUGGUGGUAUGCAGAUCUUUGUGAAGACCCUAACUGGCAAGACCAUUACCCUUGAAGUCGAACCCAGUGACUCCAUUGAGAAUGUAAAAACCAAGAUCCAAGACAAGGAAGGCAUCCCUCCUGACCAACAGAGAUUGAUCUUCGCUGGAAAGCAACUUGAAGAUGGUCGCACACUGAGUGACUAUAACAUCCAGAAAGAGUCCACCCUUCAUCUUGUUCUACGUCUCCGUGGUGGUAUGCAGAUUUUUGUCAAGACCCUGACUGGAAAGACCAUCACCCUCGAGGUAGAGCCCAGCGACUCUAUUGAAAACGUCAAGACCAAAAUCCAGGAUAAGGAGGGAAUCCCACCUGAUCAGCAGCGUCUUAUCUUUGCUGGCAAGCAGCUGGAAGAUGGCCGUACCCUGAGCGACUACAACAUCCAGAAAGAGUCCACUCUUCACCUGGUGCUGCGUCUGCGAGGUGGACAGUAAACUUAAGGUUCAUGAACUUUGCUUAAUGCAACAUAGACUAAGCAGGAACUAAAAAGUUUAAGUUAAAAGUUUCACAGUUGUUUUCAAGGAUAUUUCUAUUUCGUGUUUUUCUUUUCUUGAAGCCUCAGAAGCAGAAAUGUAAAGAGAUUUACAAAGUAGUGUCAUUAAAGUUUCACUGGAAGAAGUAUCUCAUGUUGUUGAUGUAUGUUGUAUUAUUUGGGGGUUCAGUUGUUUGUUUUUCGGCCAUUGUUUUAGAACAGCUAAAACUUGAGUUAGGCAAUUGAAUUGUUUUCCUGUGGAUGAUUACAGAAAAUGGUUUUGGAAUUAUGGGUUUUUUUCUCAAAGGGGUGUUGGGUGAUAAGAAGUUACUGUUUUGUAAUAUGGAAAAUAUUAUUGACACAACUAAUAGAAAAGAAAACCUUUUUAACCCAAUAGAAAAAGCAAUGAAGUCAAAAGUGCCCUUGUUUAAAAAAAGAAAAACCUUUGAAGUCUGUCUAGUGGUUGGUAAUGGACCAAUAUUUCAAUUUACAUGUAUUAAAACAAUACAUAAUUGGUGAUGUGGCCCAGGAAAUGAUCAUGUUUGAACCUCGGUUCUUGUGUAUAUUUGCAAAGUCUUAGAUUCAAAGUGUGAAAAUUAUUAGUUAAAAAUUGGGCUAUAAAAAUUUUUUAGAAAAGGCUUUCUCCUCGGUCUUGUCUGGGUAAAUAUCACUACCUGAUCCAACAUUAAAAGAAAAUGGUUGCAAAAUAAUGCAAAGUGUCUUUUAGUCAAAUGCUUUUUGCACUAAUUUUGUUGAAGAAAAAUGUAUGAGCACCGUAUUGAUUCUUGGUUAUGUAACAUUUUUUACGAGUGAAAAACAAAACAAUCUAUGACGUUAGGAUGUUAGGUAUGAUGAUAUGUUGGGUAUGCUGAUGAAAAGACAUCGAAAGGUUUCGAAACCUGCCAUCAGCAUACUGUGAGGAUUGUUUCAAUUCUAGGUGCUGCCAAAUUUCUGUUCACCUUUGUUGUUUUGAACCGAGUAUAAAACUCGAAGAAGUUUUGUCCUUACAAGCCAAAUAUAAAGCAACUUUGGUAUUAAACUGGACAUCUCACUUCUUUCUUUCUUUCAUAAUAGAGGUUAAUUUACAGAGUGUUUUCAGUCACGUGGCCAGCAUCUAUGCAACUUUAUUGGAACAAAAGAAAGCGUUUGCUUAAGAAAAGAGUUCAACUCCCACAGGAUUGGUUUGGGACACCAACAUGGCCGCAGUUUCAUUUUUUUGGGACACCGCCGUGACGUCAUGUGAAGAUAUUGGUAACAUAUAAAAAAUGUGCAUUAAGGUUUAAUUUUCAUGUGGAAUCAAAGGUCAGCUUAUCAAGACCGGGGUCCAUGGGGUUACUUGGGGUAAUUUUUGCUGGGUUUGUGCCUGUGGCCUCUGAAAACACCUACCCCAACUUGGUCACUCUAGGCUAAUGUAAUUCACUUAGCCACUUCAGCUUUGUACAUCCGGCUUAUAAAGCCUUUUAACUACCAGUAGGUCAGUUAUACUAAAAUGAAUUCCCACAAUUUUUUUUUUAAAUUCUUAGAUACAAAAACUUUCUUAACCCUAGAAUUCCGAACAAGCCCAUUCUAGUAAACUCUUUGAAAAUAAAAUCCCAUUACACUCAAUCCAGUCGUAAAAAUGUCAUCCCAUUCAGCGGCACAUCCCCAUUAACCUUUUAAUAGGAAGUACCCUCCCUGGGCUCUAUGGAUGGUAAGCCGUAGUUUCAUUGUUCAAUUGAUUAGCCAUCCCCUGAGUAUGCAAGCUUCAGCACAGCUUCAAUUGUAUCAGUACUCCAGUACCCCACUCAAUCUAGUUGACCCUGUUGAUGGGCUUUCAGGUUAUUAUACACUUGUAUACAAGAAGAGUUUACUUUCUGGAGCAAUUGGACACCAUUUUUGUACCCUGGGAAAGGGAGGACUGGCUUAGGAAAGUGUGUGACUAAAUCGCUGACAAGGUCUUAGUAAGGUUAAAUCUUUUAUUUAUUUUAACAACGAACUGAACACAUAAAUACGAACAACAAUUUUAUUCAUACUUGAUUGUGUAAAAAAAACUUACAGAGUCAUAGUAGUGCUAGUGAAAUCUAGGAAUAAAAAACGGUAUAUAGCUAUUGGAAAAAAUUGGAUUCUGACUUUGGUCUUUGCCUGUGGGCAACUCCAGACAAGAGAGCUCAUUCCUGGUCUUCACUUGUCAGGAUUUGCAUGAGUGUGUGGUGAAUUGCUACCCAUCAGUAAGUGGGAACACUGGUUUAAUAGACUAAAAUAAUGUAGACUACAAAAUUGUACUGAUAACAAAAGCGCAUUAAAAUGCUGUGGCCUUAAAUCAGUUAUUGUAUUCUCUUGUUAAAACAUUUGACUGUAAAGAAAAACUCGAGCUUAAAUUUAUUAAAUAACCUUUUACUAUUGGCCCUUGCCAUUAAAAUAAAAUUUAACAAAUAGCAUGACUAUAAUAUUUCUUGAUGUCUGUGACAUCAUUAUCUUUUAAAUUGUUAUAAUUAAAUCUAACUGUAUAAGCGAUACUACAAUACAAGUUGCUUCUUGCAGCCACUGAUUUUGAUUCCCUAGAGAGGAUUAGUAGUUUUGAUUAAGGUUCCACCUAAGAUUGUAUGUCAAGAAGAAAAAGGGAUACCUAAGGCUCUAGGGAAAUGUAUUUGGUGUAAACUGGGGAUUACAGGGUGCCCCAAAAAAAAAAAAAAAAAACCUGUCCCUAAUUACCCACUGCAGUAGGCAGCAAAUAGCUAGAAAGAAACUCAGGACUGCAGCUAGCAAGAGGCAAGACAAGGCACUUGUCAAAAAACAAAACACACACCAAACUGUUUAAUUGGAAAAUAACACUGCACGAUUUGAUUUUUCUGCAGAGAUACCACAUGAAAAUAACACAGCAAUGCUGAAAAAUUAUAGCAUUACAAAGUUUCUAGACUUCAAAUUUUCUGGGAGAUGCACCCAGGACUGUACUAGUGGCUUGUGUUUAGCAAUCACAGAUCUUGCCUAAUCUGUGCCAAAAGUCUGGCUACAGUCCAUAAGUAAUCUGUUUACCAUGUUGGCAACUGUCCCAAGCACUCUUCCAAGUAAUGGAGAGAGGAAUCAUUGGCAAAUGACAAUAACAGUUAUUAUUAUUAUUAUUAUUAUUAUUAUUAUUAUUAUUAUUGUUAUUAUUAUUCAUUCAUUCAAAAUAUUUCACCAUUUCUGUUUAUUCAGAGGCUAUUAACUACCCCGGCCUUCGACAUUCGGCAGUGACAUAUUGAAAAUGAAUAUGACCACCAACAUGCAGAUGUCAAGAUAUUUUCCUGAAAGAUAGUCUUCUCAAUGAUUCUACUUCAUUUUCAUUCCCAAAAAGUAGUUGCAUUUAUAAAAAUUUUUCACUAUCAUUUUCCAGUAUUUUUAAUUAAAAGUAAAAAAUAUUGUAAAAUUAAGAACUGUUAACUAUAGUACUGGGAUAACUAAACUAAGAAAAUUGUGGCAUGAAAAAACAAGAUCAGCAAAAAUACAAGAUUUCAAUAAUUAUUCUUCCACCUGGGAUCUUACUGACAGAAAAAAACUGAUUAAGUCUAGCUUAUACCUGCAUGCACUGUUACCAGAAAAUAUUUGUUACAUUUUAUGAACAAUUUUUAAAUAAAUAAAAAAAUAAACAAGAAAAAAAUAAAAAUUAGGUGACUGUUGGAAAUAUCAUUUUUUUUAAUCAAAAUAGUAAAACAAAACUAAAAAAAAUGUCACCAUUCCUGAAGAACACAGGGUAAAAAAAUUCUGACUAAUACAAAAUAUAAAACUUCCUAGUCCUGAGGCAGCUCUCUUAACUUAAUACAGCUGCAUCUAAUUCAACUUACAUAAUUUUCAACCAAGCCUUUUUUAAUUUGGAAGUUUCCAGGGUUGUUGAUGCUGUGUUAUUCUAAAAACUAAUCCAUACCCUUGCCCCUCUCCUCUCCCCGAAGUUAAGUUUUCAGCUUUGUUUGACUCCUGACCCUAAUUUUCCAAAGACUUUGCACAAGAGAUUUGGGGGGGUAUGGACAAUUUCUGAGACAAAGCACCCUACAAGUUUUCCUUGUUGUAACAGAACUUGACUCCAGUGUACUUGUCGCUGUACUGGUCUGACAUAUUAUGUUGGACGUGUGAUAAAACACUAGGACCACAGAAGAAGACUCCAAUUUCUUGCCUGGAAAUUUAAGGAAAAAGAAAGUGAUAAGAAAAAUUGAUAAAAAUUUCAUUGGAGCAGAUCGAAACAGAUCACUACCACGCAAUUCAUAACCAUUUUAAAGUUCCCCAAUCACAAGUAGAGGAGAAUUUUAUUCUUGGACUUUAAAUAAAUGUGGCUUCUUUUUAAUUAUUUAAGAAAACUUCAGAACAUAUCACCAAGUCAAGGAGAAUAAAGAGGGCUAAAGUAACCCUGAGAACACUAGAGACCAAACUUUUACAUGAGACAUAGCUGGAACUUGAUCUUGCCAGUAGGGAUCUCAUGCAGCAGAGGCAAAUUCUAAAUGAGGUCUGAUGGGUGUUACAUACUAGGCAGAACGCUUAUGUUCGUAUAGUUUGUAGAUGUUCAGAAACUGGCACUGAAUAAUAUAAGUUGAUCAGUCAGUUAAUAAUAGAACAAGAUGUUAAGUUGUAAUCAGAUUGAACAAGUUGAGCUCAGAUCUCAGUAAUACUGGCAAAAGUGAGCAAUGAGAUUUUGAGACUGUCCAGUAGGAUAUUGCGACACUGAGUCUUGGCAUAGACUGUUAAAUUACUAUCCCACAAGCAGGGAUCAGGAUGAAAAGUACACAAAUGCAACGUUAUAUCCAAGACAGGAGGGGUAACUUUUCUUUGUGAGCCUAUGAGGUAAGUCAGUCGUUUUGAUACAACCUUGUUUCAAUAUGUACUUAAGCAGUGAAACUGCACAACAGUUUCAAACACAAACACAUAAAGUACAGUUAGCACGUGAACAAGAAAAACAAAUGGUGUGAAUAUAUAUCAUUCCAUGAGCCAACUAAGCGAAACUAUUUGUACCUCGACUGACUUGACUUGUAUCGAAAGGACUUUGUACCGGAACGACUUGUAUCGAAACAACUUUGUAUUAAAACGACCCUUACUAAGCCCUGUAAGAAGCAGUGUUGCAAUCAUCAAAGCAGAGGGCGAUUUUGGUUUCUGUAUAUAGCUAAGGAAUUAGUCUUAUUAGGGUGGAAACUGCAUCAGGUUAAGAAGAAACCUACAAGUGUAUUGAAAGUAAAGGUUGAUUGAUUUAAUAGCUGGUAGAUUACAGACACAUAGUCAAUUUAUUUGGAUUGUAAGCCAGGAACCGCACAAAAACCAGUAGAUGCGAUACUAAUUAACGAUAAUGUACAAGAUAUUGUCUUGAAUGGAACGCAAGGCAGUACUAACAAACGGCAAACUACACAAAACAUCUCAAAAAGGAAUGAAAAAGGUUCAACCAUGCUGGCCUAAAUCUAUUAAGUGUAAGUUGAAUGAAAACAGCUUGCCUUAUCAAAGUGAAAAAAAUGCUGAUAAAAGUAAAAAGCUGGGUUUUUUUCCAUGAUGCACUGCACCACAUAUUGAAAAAAUGUAAAGUUUUUCCAUUGUCGGUUUUCUGUUUAGCUGCAUGUGUCAUGCAGUCACUUACCAGAGGUUGAAAAAAUAGAAAAUUCUAAACCUGUCAGCCGGAAAAGUGGUUGUGGUUGCUCACAGGAGGUGGUCGUUUACAAGAGGUUCCAGUAUAAGACUUUUUCUGAGAACAUUCUUGGUGUUUUGGGAAGGACUGGAAGAACAUGGAAGUUUGACUGUAUUAUAUGGAGCCUGGAGAAAGAAUGUCUUCUCUUUACAAGAGGAUGUAUUUAACAGGUGGAUUCCUUAGCCUAAGAACUGUUAGCCCUUUUGGGCCUUUUCACAGACCCAAAUGACAGAUGUCCCUACAUUUUUAUAUACUUCAACUAGUGAAAUUCCUACCCUUGGAUUGCAUCAGGAAAAAAAGUCCUCUAAGAGGACACAUGCUUUUUAUAUAACUGGCAGCGAAUAGAUGUGCUUGAACCAUACAAAAAAAGAAAAAGAGGGAUAUUGUAUAUUCAAUACAUCAAAAAAAAUAUGGGGGAUGCUGGAUAUCAAACCAGGGAGUGCUGCUGCCAUGAAUGCUAACAAGGACAUUUACUUUGCGAAGGGAAAAUUGAAAUUAUUUCAUAGUUCGAACUGACGAUGAUAAUUGCUGUUUUUUUUUUUAUUGUCACUUCUUUCCUGAAGUCAUCACUUAAGUACCUUAAUUUACCCCAACACUUUAUAUUAAUUAUGCUCCAGUAGAGUUAUACAUAUGCAUUAUCGACCAAGCUUAGCAUCACAUCAAUAUGGCUGACUGUUGGCCAAGUUCCCUUUUGUGUUUUUAUUGACCAAGACGAACAUAGCUGAGGUCAAUAAAAAUGCAGAAAAGAACGAGGCUGAACAUUAGCCAAUAAAGGAUUUAUAAUAAUGCCAAAAAGAGAACGUUUUUGCACAGGACCUAUGCCAAUCCUGAGAUAUCAAGCAGCCCAGGGAGAAAAUCAGAAACAAAAAAUUAACUUCACCUUGCCCACUCACAGAUUCAGCCAUUAGCACUAACACUAACCAUGAUAAGUAUUUUGGUGAUUUUUUCAGGCACAGCAUAAAAACUUAUAGUUUCAAUAGAUGUAUAUAAAAAUUAUAAUACUUGCUCUCCAUAGCAAAAGACGACAGGAAACAGUUUCAGUGCCUGAAAUAUGGUCUUAAACAACAAAACUGGCCCAAAUUAGUUCUAAAAUCUAAUUGAUGCCAAGACACACAUAACCAGCUACAGUGAAACCUCGAUUUAACAAAGUGCCAAGGAACUGGGGAAAUUUUGUUCGUUAUAUCAAGGGUUUGUCAGGGCUGUCAUUAAGUUUGAAGCAGCCGUUGCAAAAGAAGAUUCAUCCGUAACAUCUCACAAAUAUUUAUAGUGCUACCUUUUGCUUUCCACUUUGAUCACCUGUAACAUCAGGUGAGUUCAGCCAUAACAGGUGUUACGGGUUACGGCCCUCAAUGACAGCUCUGGUUCGUUAUAUUUAACACUUCUAUUUAACCAAUUUUCAGGAAAACUACCACGAUGUUCGUUAUAUCAAGGCAUAGUUAAUAAUUGAUUUAAAAAACCCAGCAUUUCCGGAUCUGACGAAAAAUUACAGCACUUAUAGAAACUCAAGAACGGGCAAACAAAACUGCUUAAAACUACUGUACACAUAAAUGUUAUCCUUGUUGGUCUGUUUGGUAUUCAUGUUUUAUCACAUGCUGACAUUUAUUCGUUAUAUUGAGGUAUAUUUUAGAUUUGUGCUUGUGGAUUGUGUUCGUUACAACAAGGAUUUCAUUAAAUCUAGGUUCUGUUCCAUACAUGUUAUUGUAAUUUUGGCCAGACUGAAGAAAAUCUUUCUUUAUACCAAGGACUUUGUUAUAUAGAGGUUCAUUAAAUUGAGGUUCAACUGUAUUCAGAACCUUGUCCCCCAUGACACAUCACUGAUCAUGUAGUCACACACUGUCAGUGUAUACAACUUAUUCCAAAAUGGCAACGACUUUAUUACUUUUUUAUGUUUAUGUUUAUUUGCCCUCGAUUCAUCAACUACAGCUAAAAAUUCUUUUGAAUUCUGAAGAUGCAAUUGAGGCAUCAAGGGCCAAUUAAAAUAGGGUGUGUUUUUGGGGAAAAUCCAAAUCCGGAUUUCCGAAUCCAAAAACGGAUCAUGAAUCCAUAAAAUCCACACUCAGGGUGGAUUCUUCGGAUCAGAUCCAAAUCCGGAUCUUUGAGAUUCACAAACUGAGCGUUUUAUUGGGAAAGGAUUUGAAAAAAGUAUUUUUGAGAAGUGAUUUUUCGAAAAAAGAAAUGGUACGCAACAGACGCCAUACGUGUACGACAUUCUAACUGAACCUAUGUUGGUGCCACCUUAUUAAUUUUGAGCCAUUAGUUACAUAUCAUUCCAUGUUUGUCAUCUUGUAUACUGUUUUGAAACCCAUACUUGUCAUGUUUUUUGUACGUAUGAAGUGUCUGCUUACACCGCUUUAUUUUCCAAGUAAAAAAACAAUUCAUCAGCUUCAGUUUAAAUAAUUCUUAUAAUUUCACUAUCCUGAGGAGUGUAUUCUAUUCGAGAAACGUUCGUAUUUCAAACCGAAAUAUAUACAUUUCGUAUAUUCAUACAAAUCUCAUGUUGCUUUUUCUUCUUGUCUUCGCCGUGAGGAGCAGUUUGUUGUUGUUGUUUUUUUUUGUUUUUUUGUUUUUUUGUUUUUUUCCACAAGGAGCAGGAGGACGUGCCGUUGUCGUGGUAAAUUAUCUUUUAUCGGAUCUUCCGUUUUUUUCGUAGUGAAGAAUCCAUAUGAUCUGAGAUCACAAAUCCGUUUUUGGAUUCUCCCGAAAAAACAAACCCAUAAUUGUCAGAAAAUAAUGAUAUGUCGCCAUUUUGGAAUAUGGUGUACGAGAUAUUGUUGUGGUGGUUGAAUCUCGAGGUCCUCGCUCUAAGUUUGUCAGUUGUGACAAAUAGUUAAAAUUGGAAAGGGUCCAUUAGCAGAGCUGAGCGAAGAGUAAUCUAUGCGGUUUUCACUCUCAAAGAUCUUAAAGAAGUACAAGAAUCCUCCAUACUGACCUUUUCAGUUCAUGGAAACAGUGGAAACCACUGAUCUUUUUCCCAUCUGAGAUCUGAGUCUACGGUCCUCGAGUCCAAAAUGUGGUAAGCUUACUUUCAUAUCUUUCAAUGUGCAUAAUUUCUUGCUCUUUACGAAUUGAAUCCUUUGCGGUUUUUUCUUUCAAAAACAACCAUCCAAAUUCACCGAAAAUUAAUUCCAGUAAAACACUCGCCAAACGAGAGCCGUUUUUCUUCACUACAUCGUGUUUCUGCUUACAUCAAUUUGACCGCCAUUUUAGCAAUCCCCAGGCUCUUUUCAGCCUCACUCAAGAGCCUUGGAAGACUGAUCGGGAAAACUGGGAACAUGUAGCAAUAGCGUGUGUGUGUUUUUAAUACUGUGUCUUAGAGCCGCUUGAAACAGCUUUACAAAGCCGGUCAAUGUCAAAAUUGACACCGGGUGACCAGAAUAGCGUCUAGAGAAUUUUAAAAGCGGAUUUUUCAGAGAAAAUAUCAGAAAUCGAUCCAUCAGAGAUAAAUGAGAAAGCGUAUAAGACCUUUCGAAUAAUUUCAGCAGACCCUUAAAAGAACGGCAAAGGAAUUAUACUAACUUGAUAAACUAAAUGAAUCAAAAGGAAAUCUUGCACACAUGGAAACUUCUGAAUGAAAUUAUUAAAAAAAAAACUAAAUUGACUUUUAGGUUAGUGGGUACCUUUGUCAAGGACGGAAAAAUGACUUAUGACCCAAACGAAAUAGCAGAACACUUAAAUGAAUACUUUAUCAACCUAGGGCCAAACGCAGCUGAUAAAAUCCCAACUAGUUUAAGAAACUUUGAUUCAUACUUGGGUGAAAGUAAUCUAAAUUCUAUAUUCCUCAAUGUCCUUAAUGCAGUAACGAUAAACGAAAUAGCAAGAGAAAUAGAUAAUUUAGGCGCUAACAAAUCGCCUGGUUAUGACGAGUAUCUCCAAAAGUUGUAAAAGCAAUUUCCAAACACAUAGUCGAACCUUAAACACAUAUAUAUAACCACACAUUUGACACGGGCAUUAUCCCUAGUGAACUUAAAGUUGCAGUUGUCACAUUAAUUUCUAAAUCAAAUGACAAGAAAUCGUACUCAAACCACCGACCUAUAUCAUUUCUCCCUUUUUUUAAAAAAAAAUUUUAGAGAAAUUAAUGUACAAGAGCAGGAGCCUAUCAAAUGGAGCCUCCAUCUCCCAUACAAGCCCUUGGAGUCAACCCUUUCCCGAGUAGAUUUAUAAUUAGACCGGUUCCCAGGGGAGACUUCGCGCGCCGACGGUGGGAAGAGCCAAUCACAACGACUAAAUGACACUGCUAUUGUACUUCAUGAAACAGCAGGAAAUCCCGUGCUGACAGGCCAAACAAAAUCAUAAGCUAGUGAAACGUGACUUUAGCGUUUUCAUCCCUCAGAGAUUUUCUUUCUUUUCUUUCUAGCGGGUAGAUUAUACUGUGGAGAGUUUUAAAGUCUGACUAUGUUAAUCUUAAUUUUGGUUGCUUGUCUCACAUUAAGCUGGUCUGUUACAUGCGUAAGGAUUAACUACUACCUGCAGUAUGUAGUUCUGACAGGAUUCGUUUUCUUUAGCCAAUUUUUUGAGCGUUAAGGUUCUUAUUUCGGCUAAAUGACUCAAUAUUAAUCAAAUUUCUAGUUUUUCAAGUUUUUACCCGAAAUGCGUUUGUCUGAAUGAAUACUGUAGUUGUUAUGUCCGUCAGUUAGUGUGAUGAUUCCCUGCUAUGUUUUGUAACGCCGAGCCCAGCCAUUGUUUUCUCGCAAAAAAGUGAUCUACAGAUGCGAAUUCGAAGGAAAGGAUUAGCCUAAACUUCUACAUUAAUUGCUGAGAAUUCUCCCGUUGGUCAGUCAUAAUUCUUUGGGCGCAGAUACAAUCCAUUUUGUUUUUCUUGAGAUAAGAGGGUCUUUGGACUGGAGCGCGAUGUCACAAAUUCCACCGUUAGCAAAUUACUUUUGAGUUAGCUUCACGGUCGAGCAACUGUUGUCUUCUGUUCAACUUUUCAAGUGCCAGUUUUAUCAGGCAACUCUCAUGGUGAUACAAGUCAGUUGUAAAGGAAGACUGCAAUUUUUCUAAAGCAUUCCUCCUUAGUUGCUACUUAGGUCAUCGCUUUUGCACGCGGUGCUUAACUGGCGAAAUCCACUCAACGGCGAUGACAAAAAUAAAUGAUCCUGGCACUUUUUCGGCGCUGAUCAUCGAAAAGUUUCAAAUCGUCCACAGAACGCUUAAUCGUCGACUCUUUUCAAGGUGCAUGCUUAAAUGUGGGAUGUAUGACGGCAAAAAAAAACAAAACAAAAACAAACACUCGCAAAGAACCUUUCCGUGAUCCUCAGUUCGCUUCCUUUGUCCCAUCGCUUCAUGCUCAGUCUCGGUCGGGUAAUUCAUUAACUUUUAUUUCAUCCCAGAUCCCAGCGGCUGUAAAACUGUAAAAAUGGACGUAUAGUAAAAAAGGAAAACGGUCGAAGGACGGGCUUCUGAGUUCGACUUCAUCCAACUUCAUUUUUUUCACGGUGACAUACGAGACUCACGGAAAUAUGACACUUUUCGCGGGAAACACGCCGUUCUAUUUAUAAAUCUACUCGGGAAAGGGUUGACUCAAGAAAUUAAUGGAGAUGGAGGCUCCAUUUGAUGGGCUCCUGACAAGAGAGUUAUUAAAUUUUUGGACAAGCAUAACAUCGGCUCCUGAUUUUAAGUGAAAGGCAAUACGGUUUUCGGAAAAAAGCUUUCUACAAAUUUAGCUAUAAUGGAACUUGUAGAAAGGAUAUCGAAAGGAAUUGACCAUAAGGCUGAUACACUAUAUGGGUGUGUUUUUAGAUUCUAGUCUUAAAACCAUUUGACACAGUGAGUCCUAGUAUCCUCUUACACAAACUUGAACACAUUGGUAUAAGGGACGGACCAUUAGAAAACUUAUGGGGGGGGCGAAGUACAAAAAAAUAUUCGCGCAAGGGAAAAUUAAAUGAAAAAAAUUCAUGCACGCCAAUUAAUCAUAAAAAAUAUUCAUGCGAUGGCCUAAAAAAAUUCAUACAAGGAAUUUGAUAACGAAAAAUAAUUCCUGCGGCUCGAAAAUCCCCCUCCCCCAUAAGUUUUCUAAUGGUCCGUCCCUAAGAGGAGUUGUAGUAGGCUGGUUUAAUAACUAUUUAUCAAAUCGCAACCAAGUUGUAAAAUAUAAGACGUCCAUUUCAAACAAAAUGACUGUAAAAUGUGGAGUACCACAAGACUCUAUCUUAGGACCUCUUGUAUUUGUAAUCGAUGUAAAUAAUAUCAAAAAUUCCUCUCAGAUACUGUCCUUUAUGUUUUUGUUGAUGAUACUAAUCUAUUCUUGAGUAAUAAAAACAUAGGUAAUCUUUAUAAAACUAUGAACCAAGAACUUAAACAAGUCAAUUUAUGGUUAACUGCAAAUAAGGUAUCCCUUGAAUUUAAUAAGACACACUUCAUGAUCUUUAAAUCUAAAAAAAAAAAAACGAAAUUGGCUCAUGGUGAAAAACUGAGUAUAAAUCAUCAUCCAGUUAAUUAAAGAAGUGAACUAGACAAAAUUUUUAGGAUUAUACAUCGACGAAAACUUCUCUUGGAAAUAUCAUAUUAGCCAUGUCACAAUGAAAAUGUCAAAAAUGACAGACAUUUGGGCCAACGCUAGACAUUAUUAACCUCUCAAAACCCUUUAAAUGUUAUACAUGACGAUGAUCUACCCAUUCAUAUUUAACGUACUGUAACAUCACUUGGGCAAGUACUUAUCCUACUAGAUUAAAUCCAAUUCUCAAGACACAGAAAAAACUUAUCAGAAUUAUGACUUUUUCAAGAUACACAGGAAAAUCAGGACCACUGUUCAAGUCCCUGAAAAUACUAAACAUCUUCGAGUUAAAUGCAUAUCUAACAGCCGUUUUUUGAUGUACUCACAUCAUCACGAGAAGCUACCAGCAUUCUUAGAUAACCUUUUCAAAACUAAUAAAAGUGUACAUUCUUGCAAUACGCGAUCAGCAUCGAACAUACAUAAGAAAAACAAAUUAUGGCAAAUAUUCCGGCUAUACGUUUUAAGGAAGCAAUUAUAUGGAACGACCUUCCCUCAAACAUAAGUUCGUAUAAUAUGUUAGAGAAAAAAGUCAAAGAGUACGUGAUUAAGAAAUAAUUGUAAUAGUUUUAGUUCAUAUCAGUUUGUAAAACAGGAAGUCUGCCGUCUUUAUUCUUUACAUCUGCUUAGAAUAACGCGGAGAGCGUCUAAAAGCUCUACAGAGCUUGCUUGAUCUCCUGCCUUGUAGUAAUGUCAUAGAUUAUUUGUGUAAAAAUCAAUGUAUGGUAACUAAAGGCACUUCUUCUCUCUUAUUUCGAAAAUUUGGGCAGGCAAAUGUUCUGGUCAGUGACACUCUUGCGUGGCAUCCUUUAAGGUGAUGUUACACGAUACAAUUCGCAACGACGAUUUUUAGCGCCACACAGUGUUGCAAUGUUGGAACAAUAUUGUAACCAUUCAAAACAAUACCGCAACAAUGUUGCAACGCUGUGUCGUGCUAAAAAUGGUCGUUGCGAGUCGUCUCGUAUAAAUCACCUUUAAAGAAAGAGAAAGAGGCCAGCCAAUUACCGAGUGGAAUAUGAUGACGUACGUCAAAUUCCACUCCGCCCAUAGUGGUUUCAAAUAAAUGGCCACGUUUAAGCUUAAAAAUAAAACAACAAAUAGUGUACAUGACAAGCCGUUUUCAAGUUAUUGCAUUUUGACUUAGCUUCCUACUGAAGUAAAUUAGCAACUCACAACUUCAGAAUUCCUUUGUGGGUUCAGCCAUGGGUUAUUCAACUGACUCAAGUGUUCCUUGAAUCAAUUCCAGAAUGGCUUUAUGUUAGAUUUGUAAAGUUGACACAGUGUCCACAUGUGAACCAUUUAUCAUGAUAUUUCUCGGGUACCAAGCCAGCCCGUCCUCUCACAUGAACACAUCCUGAAAAAUUUUAUCACGGAUUAAGAGGUAAGGCGAGGCCAACCCGGUCAACCGGGCUCACAAAGGCUCUUAGUUCGUCUGUUUGUUCUUUGGUAAAUGACAACCACCGGAGCAGGAUUUUGUUUAGGAAGUUUUCAAGGACGACGUUCUUGUGAAGUCUGAUGUCUCUGCCGCUAGGUGAAACAUUUUCUGGUUUUAAGAUACAGAGACCAGUCCAAUGGGUCUAAUGGGUCCUUUUCCCGCCACACCCAUUUUUUUAAGGGAAAAGCCCUGGGGACGAGGUUGCUCCGGACCCAAAACUCUCUUCUUUUCAAACACAAGGCAAUGAGAUACCUAAAAUCUGUGCCCCCUAGGCUUGCUAUAGCCUGAGAAAACAGCCGACAUUUCGCGACGCCACCACUCUGACCACUGGUUUCCCCGCGAAAUGACAUUCAUGUGUGUUGAUCAGUUGCUACUCGUGGACGUGUUUCCUCAACUGUACUAUCUAACUUGUGCCAAAAAACAACAUUGGCGGACUUCCGUUAUAAAUCGUUAAAUCAUGAAAAAUCGAUAAUAUCGAUUUGACACAGCAAUUCAGUUUAUCGAUUUUCACCAAUUUCCGUUAUCAAUCGAUAAAAAUCACUUGAUUGCUACCGAUUUUUAUCGAUUGACUACUCCGGGACGACGUUUAACAAUGCUGUGUUUAAGUGGUUUUGAACUAUAUUCUUGUUGGGUGCCCCUGAUUAAUUGAAAUGAACAUGGCUUGAAAAUUGAAAGCUUUAAAGCUCAGUAUUUUAUUACGGACAACAUCACGACUCGACUGACAGUUAUAUGUACAUGGCUCGGAUCGGUGCUGGGAUGUCUGUCGAGUUUGCCCGUCACAAGUUGAUCAAUAUGGCUUUAGAUCUAACAAGACCACAGUUGAUUAGCCUGUGAACAGCUCACUGACAGCUGCCCCCUCCCUUCAAACAAAAUUGUGUUUGAGAGGAGGGGGUGGCUGUUCACAGGCUAGCUAGGUUCAAAGGAAAGUAAUUCUUCUAUUAUUCCGCGGCAAACUUAUAUAUUUUGUUACCUGUAAUAAAGUGGCUAAAGCCGUUAAACAGUGCUCAAUACACUUUUUAAGUGUAGAGCUUUGAAUAAGAAGAUAUAACGAAGAGACAAAAUUCUCUGUUACUCCGAGUUUCGUGCUCACGCACUCAUCAGACAGUAUUUAAUGGAGAAUAAACCUAUCAAGUUAUAUAUAUACACGCGUCUAUUGAUUACAAAAAGCAGGGCAGUGCGGUUCUAAUUACAAUUAGGUGUGAGGAAAAACUAAUAGAGUGUUGUUUUUGAGUCAAUUGUUCCUAAGGUAAAACUUGUUUUCGUGGCGGCACUUGGAAAUUAGUUCUGAUCUUUUAUUUUGUUAUUUCUUAUAUUUUGUUACCAUCAGGGAUGUACUACUUUCCAGAUAUACAAAUUAUUAGAAAUCAAUACUGAGGAGAGAUUAAAAUCGCAACAAUAUUUCAAAAUAAUUUCCCCUUUCCUUUCACAGGGGAACACAGUAGCGUUAUAUAUACAUCAGCCUAUCAAGCAUCCGUUUCUUCCAGGAAAAGCGGAUGUUGCCCAACGGGAAUAUGUCAAAAACACACUAGUAAUUGGCUCGGCUCAUUUUAGGCUUUAGCCCCGCCUGACAGCCAUCACAUGACAUCGAGGAUGAUAAUACAAACUGUGGAAUUCGUAGGGGAUUCGUAAGUUUCGCUUUCGAUAGCUAGACUCGGUCGAUUUAAUCGAAUGGGUUUUGCGGCAUUCAUAGUGAGGAUUCAGUUGGUUUGAAAAUGACCGAAAACAACCAUGAUAGAGUGGUUGCUCUUAAUCUGGCGAUAGGAGGAGGCUUCUUUGGAGGCAUUAUCGUAACCUCACCAAAUAAGGACGAAUUCAUAAGCAGCCCAGUUCCAAGCGAUUCGGGAUCUCAACAUUGUCCAUCGUUCUCUGUUGAGACAAUUCACAUCUCCUGCCAGUCAGAUGCGUAUCAAGGAACUGAUUAUUGUUACGCUGGUGUCAUCAUUUACUCCUGCGAUGGCAAAUCAGAGUGGAAAACCGCCAAUGGCACCCGCUGUAAGAGUGGAUAUCUUGUGAUUAUGGAUACCGGGACUGAGAAAGUGAAGAAAUAUCAAGGAGAAAGCCCAGGGCUUGUACAUGGUGCUGUUUACAGGAGCGCUUUUGGAGAAGAAUGUUCCACAAGGAAGGUAAACGCUGAAGGAUUCUCGAUUAUUAAAGGAGAGUUCAAGAUAAAUUCUGACGUUUUCAAUCCAGCAAAAGAUGGUUACCACGAUGACAAACGAUUCAUGCAUCCAGUUUCGGCUGGUUGUAUUGAGAAAGUAAUUGAAUUUUGGAAGAAUGCAGGAAACGACUACCACAGUUGUAGGAAUUUUGCAGUCAAGGAUUUGCUCAGUGAUUUGCCUAGUUCUUAAAUUUGCUCACCAUUCACUGACAGCUCACUGACAGCACUCUACAGAGGGCCUAAAUAGGCUUUGCUGCAUGGCAUUCAGGAAUUCAAAUCUAGCUACCACUUCAGCACCGAAAGAAAUAAGCGCUGCAUUACUCACUUCAUUAUGUGUAUGAUACCCUUUGCCAAACUUGAGAUCAAGUAGAGUAGAGUAUACAUCACUUACAUACAUCACCUUUAUAUACCCUUAGAUUAACAGUGUAUGUAGCUCUUAAAGCUUAUAUCUCCGAGAUAGAAGAAAAUAAAUAAUUUUAAAUUACUUUUAUCUCCCUAUAAGUAAUUUCGUAGACUUCAGGCCCUCAGGGAGUCUAUUCCACAGUGUUGUAGAUUCGUACCUAAACAUAAAAUGUAAACCGUGAGUUGUAGUCUUACCGUAGGGAACAGUAAGUUUGUUUGUUCCCCUCAUAUGACUUAACGCAAAUUAGCGGUUAAAACUAGAAUUGUAACUGAAACGCUAGCUGCGAGUAUGAUGUAAUUGGCAGUACUACAUCAUAGCGUUUAUAAUUUCGCGAAUUUCGAGCCGAUACAAAAAAAAUCUCGAAAUUAAAGUGACGCGAACGGUGAGUUUCGCAAACAUAACAUGACUCAAAAAUUAAGUGACUCACAUUAUGCCCAUAAUCAAGAAAGAACGACUUUAUUACCACUGAAACGUUUACAAAUCACAGUUUUUACUUUUCGGAUGAAUUGUCGGUGUAAACGGAUGCUGUGGUCAAUUGAUUCAGAACAAUAAUUCAUGUACAAGCAUGAACUGCUUGUACAUGUGAGAACUGCUUGGUUUUUCUUAAUUUUGACGUUAUCUCACGGUCCCUUUGAUAAAGUCGUUUUAUUUAAUUCAAAGACAUGUUAAAUAAUAAUGCCCAUGAAAUAUAAAUUGUUGUACUCAAAAAAGCGAAUUUAAAGUGAUUCAAAAUGUAAGAUUUUCGCAAAAUCGCGAAAUUUAUUAGUGUCGCCAAAUAUGUGCACAUCAAAAUCGCGAAAUAAACAUGUCGCGAAAAUUUCAUGUAAAAGGUAUUAUAAAUUUGUAUGGCCCGGUUCAGACACCGAACUUUUCAUGAGCCGAACCUUAUUCGAAUUAAGGCCGACCAAAAUUAUUUAGUCCAGUCUGAAUUGAUUCAGACGCCGAUCAUAAUUGCAGCUCAACUAAGUUCAAACUGAGGCAAAAAAUGGUCUUUUCGGUCAAACUGCUUGCAAAAUACGGUAUAACAAUUUAUGCGUUAGCUUCGGUACAUGAAAAGUUCGGCGUCUGAAUCAAAGCCGUUCCAAAGUCGCUCUAAAGGCUAAAUUCCCGGCCGGGCUAGGCGAAAAGAACCGGUUAAGCCGUUCCAAAUUGAAACACGCGUUCGUAAUUGAUUCACACGCCGAACUUUUCAUGUACUUAAUUCUCAAUCAAUGGUUAGGUUCGGCUCAUGAAAAGUGCGGCGUCUAAUGCAUCAGUCAAUUCCACCUGCGCCCAGGCCCCCCCCCCCCCCGGGCUGACCCCCGGGAAUUAGCAUUUUUUUUGCCUUGGAUGGCAAAUUCCGGGGGUGCCGUGGGGACUCUUGUGCUGGCAAAUCCCCCGGGGUGGGGACGAAAAAAGAGGGCAAAUGCCCCGUCCUCCAUCAACAGUGCAACAUUUUUUAUUGAUCACACAGUCCAAUAGUGCCAUUUUAAUGUGCGAUUUUUUGUUUUAAUUAACGUCUUCCUUUGUAAUAGCGCUGGGAUUAUAUUCUAAUUAAGACUUCACGCCGCCACGACAUUCACCAGUUUAUGGUUUUAGUAUUGAUGUAAAAGUAUUGACAUUAAAAUUAGCAAAGCGCUGUAAAGUUAUAUGUUAUGAAUAGUUUUAUAAAUAUGAAAGGGUGUUCUUCAAAUAAUAUCAACAGAAAGUUGAUUCAAUAACCAAAAAACGUUGAUUCACAUCGAUAGCUCCAAUUUCGCUAUGUAAUUCUGGCUUGAUAAGCAAUGAAGAAAUGCAUACAUACAUGUAAAAUCGUGAACUGGCCUUUACAACCCUCUUCAAUUUAUUCCUGUCCUUGACAGAUGAGCCAAUCUGCUUUUUUUUUCCAGUAAAACCUUCUGUGUAGUUAUAUUCUGAUAGGAAACCGCGUGCGUGUCAAAAGCUCGGGAAUGGCCCGGGGGUUGGCCAAUGCCCGGCCCUGGGCAGUGCAAAAUUUGCAAAUGCCCCACCCCCGGGACUGACAAGGCGGGUAAACGCCCCGCAGUAGCCCGGGGGGGGCUGGGCGCAGUUGGAAUUGACUGAUGCAUAAUUUCAAACAGAAAAUCUUAUGAGUUUGCACCUCAAGACAAUAAACCACAACUGUGUUUCUUCAAACAAAUUAAAUUUCUGGAAUGAAAGCCACAGCACCUCUAUUGAUUUCAGACUUCCGUGAUGCAAAUCACUUUAAAGGUUAUUCGCGAUUGCACCUCAAGAACCAUUUAUUUGUUCCUUAAUAAGGAUACACUCUCUUUUAAUAAGAAUAUAUUUUAUAACCGACCUAACCAGUCAUAGAUUUGAAAUAAAUCAGGUAAUUCUCAGCAAUCUCUAAAAAGGCAUAUGUGGAGAAUCUUUAAAAGCCGUUCUAUCCCACCUCUCUGCGUACGGUCCCUGUCGUGUGACUUUGAAGAAAUUAGCAGCUGUCGGGGCCUGGUUAAACUGGUUAAACUUCUUUAUUCUGACUUCGGAAUCGGUGACGGGUCUCGAACCCAGCAGAGUUUGAGAAACAAACAAAAUAGUGAUGGCACCAGGCAGUAGCAAGAUGGACUGAAGAGAAAAAAAUCCAAUAUACGUAGGUAUUUUUUCGUAGAGCAAACAGUACCUUUGCGUGCUGCUUGUGCUGGGUCUGUAUUGCUCACCAGCAUUCGAUCACAGUUUUCUGGUAUUAAAAGGCAGCUUGUAAAAGCUUUAGAGCCUAUCCUUUUAUUACGGACAACAUCACAGCUCGACCGACGGUUGUAGGUACAUGGCUCGGUGCUGGGACGUAUGUCGAGUUUGCCUGUUACAGGGUGGAAAUAAAGUUCCUCCUCCAUUUUUCAAACUCCUUAGUUUCUUGCCUGCGUGCAGACGUCUCCUAUUUCCUUUGUUGCACGCGGGAAAAGUCCCAAGGAAAUAGGAGAUGUCUGCACAACUUACUUUCCAGAUGGGGGAUUGUAAUGAUUAGAAAGAGAAAUGAAAAACAACCACUCUUCCCCCGUCACAGAAUACCUAACAAAUCACUUUGUUAAGCAUCCGUACCGUCACUUCCAAGAAAAGCGGAAUGUGACAAAUGAGAAAAUGUCAAUUGAGCUUUCGCCCCACCUGACAGCCAUCAAAUGACAUCACGCAUGUUAAUACAAAGUACAUUUCAAGGGAAUUUUAUAAGUUUCGCUUUCGAUAGUCUGAAUUCCAUCGAACGGGUCUUCCGGAAUUCAGAAUAAAGAUGAAAAACAUCCAAAUGCUCUUUCUCCUAAACCGUGUAAUGUGAAUCAGUCUGUAAAGCAUUCGUUUUUAUAUGAGUUGACAAACGUGAACCUGAAGAUAUCAAAACUAUGACUCAGGAGUCAGAUAAGUAAUUCGUUUAAUCAAUUUGGACUUUUAUCCCACCUGACAACCGCCAAAUAACAUCCGGGAUGUUAAUACAAACUGCACUUCAAGGAAAUUCGUAAGUUUCGCUUUCAUUCUGUUAUUCACAGUAAGAAGUUUGUUUGUUCAAAAAUGGCUGAAAACCAAAGAACGAGCAACCAUGAAGACAGAGCAGUAUUUGUUGACAUGUGGAAAGCAGGAAGUGGAGGCUUCUUUGGAGGCAUUAUUGAAACCCUGCCAAAUAAUCGCGAAUUCACAAGCAGCCCAGUUCCAAGCGAGUCGGGAUCUCAACAUCGUCCUUCGUUCUCUGUUGAAACAAUUCACAUCUCCUCAAAGUCAGAUGCGUAUCAAGGAACUGAUUAUGGCUACGCUGGUGCGAUCAUUUACUCGUGUGACGGAAAAUCAGAGUGGCAAACCGCUAAUGGCACUCGCUGUAAGAGCGGAUACGUUGUAAUUAUGGAUACUGGGACUGAGAAAGUGAAGAAAUAUCAAGAAAAGAGCCCAGGGCUUGUACAUGGUGCUGUUUACCGAAGUGCCUUUGGAGAAGAGUGUACCGCAAGGCAUGUCAACGCGGAAGGAUUCUCGGUUUUGAAAGGAGAGUUCAAGAUCAAUUCUAGCGUGUUCAAUCCAGCAAAAGAUGGUUACCAUGAUGACAAACGAUGCAUGCACCCAGUUUCAGCUCGUUGUAUUAGGAAGGUAAUUGAAUUUUGGAAGAAUGCAGGAAAGGACUACCACAGUUCUAGGAAUUUUGCAGUCAAGGAUUUGCUCAGGGAUAAUCGGCAAGACAGGCCACCCUUUAUAAACAGCACAUUCUGCUACUCCGCGCCACCUCAAUUUCAGAUUUUUGUCGAAACUCUAACGGGAAAGACCAUCACACUUGAGGUAGACCCGAGCGACUCCAUUAAAAAGGUCAAGACAAGGAUCCAAGACAAACAAGGCAUUCCCCCCGAUCAGCAGCGUCUUAUUUUCGCCAGCAAACAUCUUGAAGAUGGCCUUAACGUGAGCGACUAUAACAUCCAGAAAGGAUCCACCCUUUAUUUGGUGAUGCGUUUGCUUGGCGGUUUUCAGUCGUAG